Messenger RNA from Serinus canaria (Common canary), 3969 nucleotides. Its product is annotated as translation initiation factor IF-2-like. Lineage: Eukaryota; Metazoa; Chordata; Aves; Passeriformes; Fringillidae. The record is from RefSeq and is a predicted model, not a curated record. Bases 61 to 1575 code for a protein of 504 amino acids. The transcript has 2 exons.
GGAGGCACAUACACUAAGGAGCAAUUAGAAAUCUUAGCGGCCUUACAAGGCUUGGCACAGAUGCACACAAAGGGAAUUCCCAAGAAACAUCUUAAAGAUUUAUUACUGUGGGUCAGACUUAAUUACCCACAUUCAGAGACCCGGUUGUUAUUUGAAAUGGGUUUCUGGCAGGAGGUCAAAAGGCACAUAUAUUUGCUAGCAACAGAAAAGGAUGAGGCAGCCUUGAAGUUAUUAUCUCCAGCAAGGAUUAUGUUGGAGGCGAUUUCGGCUGAAGCUAGAAGCGCAGCCGGGCAGUUAGAUGAUAAAAACCCCGGAAAGAAAAAGGGGGGUCAGGGCACGGGACAGAGACUAACUCUGGUCUCAGAUAGCCCGGGAAAAACUGUCCCCGAAGAAGAGGAGGAGCAGGAAAAAUUAGAACUGCCUUCACUUCCUAUUCCCCGAAAACCCAAGAAAACCCCAAAGCGUCCUGAGACCCCAGAGAAUUUAGGAGACUCAGACACCGAGUCAGACACGAGUCCUGUCUCAGAGCCAGGCGAUCCUGUGGGAGGGGAAAUUCCCGAGUUACAGGAGCCGAGGGCGGAAAAGACAGGAGGGGGUGUGGAGUCGCGAACGGGGGUGGAGGGGAGCGGGACCGGCACGGAGGCACCGAGCCGCGGCGACCGUGAUUACGCAAUAGGGGCGGCGUCGGGGGCGGCGGCGGCAACGGUCCCGGGCGGGGAAGGAGGAUCUGUGAGGGCAGGGGGGCAUAGCACGGGUGGUACGGGUGCCGUGCCGGAAGCGGCGGCUCAGAUGAUACGCGCGGGGCGGGAAGAGUGCGCGGGACCGGGGGCGCGCGGGAUUUCCGGGAAGGGCGGAAGCUCCACUGCGUCCAUCUCAGAUACGGGCAGUGAGGCGAGCGGAGCCUCAGAGACCCAGGCGGGGCCCGGCGGGAGGCGCAAGAAACGCAUGACAAUGACAUCACAACACCCGGAAACAGGGAUGCGGCGUUCUACCCGGAUCGCAGCGCGCACGCGGGCCAAAGCGCGGGGCGAGCUUGUCGCGAGGAGGCGGGGCGUGAAUACGACGUCAGAGGGGGAAGGAGAGUCGGAGGCGGAGACCGAGGGGGAGGCAUCGGAGACGGAGCAGGGCGGAGACAGUGACGUCAGCUCAGGGGAGACGGGGGGCGUUCCCGGGGCCGCGCGAGCACGGAGGGUGCGGGCGGAGCGCGGCAGGGGGAGGGUCCCGCCCCCGGCGGCAUCUCGGACGAGGAGGGGGCGUGGCCACAGCUCCAGUUCCCGGGCUCCACCCCUUCCCCGGUCCCGAUCCCCAUGGCUCCAGUCCCUGAAAGGCAGGCUUCACCCCCCCCAGGGGUACGUGCAGGUAUUCAGCCUACAUUGGCAGCCCAGGAAAAAACCGUGCGAACCCAAUCUCGUAGCAGGUCUGCAGCAAUGCAGCAAUUCUUUCCUACAAUAUAUAAAGGGAAAGGUGCAGAGAAAAAAGCGAUGUUACCAGAGCAGAUGGAUUACCCAUCGACCUCGGAGUUUCGAGGGUUUGAAAAUACGCCAUAUGGAGCGGAUCAACAGAGGGAUGAUGUGAUACAAAUCACAGCAUCUCAAGGCAUUCCUGCAUGGAUGUUUUCAGCAGCAGAGGCAGCGAGAAGCUUUGUGCAUUCACUCAACACAGCAAAAAAAAAAAAAACAAUCACGAAGAUCUCAAAUUUCCUUUUUACAUAUAGGGGCAAAGCCAAAACCCUCGUUUCAGAUGCAAAACGUGAGAAAAAAAAAAAAAAAAAAAAAAAAAAAAAAAAUUGUCCAAAAUCAGAGAAAAGUGAGAAAGCACCAGGCUUUUGCCCAAGAUACAGGAAAAAGGAAGGGAAAAUCAAUGCAAAUCAGUGUUGUUCUAAAUAUGAUGUAGAUGGAAAUCUUCUGUUUUGAAAAAUGCCUCUCAGGGAGAGAGAGAGAUGGUACCAUAUAAAGAUAGAAGCAUUAGUAAGGAUUCAAUUACUUGAAGUUCUCUGAAGACAGAGCAUUUGAGAAACAUUAUUCAGAUCCUAUCUGUGGGGUCAUCAGCUGAUUCUCCAAUGGUUCAGAGUUUUAGGGAUUGUUGUCAUUGAGUUUGUAACCUUUGUUAGAUUUUAUAGGUAAGACUGAUAAAUAAGGAUUGCUGUUAAUGUUAUAUGAAUACUUUAAAAAGGUUGUCUUAACUCCUUCUAAUACUUCCUGUUGAUAAGUUGAUUAUAUAAUGAGAAUUCUCAGAAUUUGUGAUAAGAAUUAUUAUCAGGGUAUUGUAAUGUUUAUAGCCAGUCAGUGUUUUACUAUCUCUUUUGUGUGAAGCCACAUGUCUCUUCAGAAUCUUGUCUUAUUUCCUAACUACUCACAGGUUUUUGGAUUUCUUUUAAAUCCAGAUUGCCUCUCUUGUGGUUUUCUUCAUUUAUUGUUUCUUCAGUUAUUACAGAGGUACCUCAGCCAAGAUUUCAAGAAGUCUACUGUGUUUGAAGAAUUUCCAUCCCAACAGAAGUUUCAGAGGGAUCCAAUUAUUAAAUGGUUUGAUAGAUCUUUAAUCCUAAGGUUUCUUAUUCAUAAUUGCUGUUUUUAAGAGUCUCAUUUUAAGAAUGUGCUAAGUGAUAUCCAUCAAUUAGAGUUCGGGCUCUGGCCAAGUCCUAGCUCUACUUGAAUGGAGUGAUUGACAAUCAGCCCAGAUGUUUUCUGCAUCAAAAAGUAUUCAAGUCCUUUUGGCUUGGCAAUUUGACCGUCUAUGAUAGCUGAACCUGUUUUCAGAGAGAGUUUGGAGAAACAUGAAUCCGGACAUGGAUUCUCCAGUUCUCUGCUGUUGUAAGGUUCAUCAGCUGUCGCAGACUCUGGGAUGACAGUUCAGUGUUGUAGUGUUUGACAAUUGUAUGAUUGCAGAUGUGUUAUUGGUUAUGUGUAUUAUCUAAUUAAUCUCUAAUUGCUGUCAUUUUACAUUUCCCUAUGCAAUUGCAUAGAGACUGAAACGGAGUUGAUCAAUGUUUUAUUUUCAUAUCAGGACCCAUUCUUCACCUCCAAGAUUUUGAGAAAAUCCUCCAGUCUCUUCGGGGACAUGGAUUUGUUUGUGUUUUAGCGGGUACAAAAGUCCAGGUGAACCCCAGUGAAGAAUGUGAAACUCCAUCCAGUGCAAGACAAUGUUGACAAGAAGCGCAGGCAAGAAAACGCUGGCCAUUCCAUAAGCAGAAAAGAAGAUGUACAGAUGUGGACUGCACAGAGAUUCCAACCCUUGUGCUUUGCCCAUAGAAGGCUGUGGACUUUGGGUCACUUCAUGGGUGUGGGAAUCAGUGGUGUUGUAAAAUGUUGUUAGAUGAUAGCUUGUUAUACUUUUGUAAGGCUUUUAGUUCUCUUGUUCAUUAUGCCAUGUGUUCUUCUGUGUGUACGACGUGCAAUGAGUCAAGUUACCAGACAAGUGCUUUUUGUGCAAAGAGAGGGGGGAGAUGUGGGAACUCAGCGCAUCACCUCGGAUGCUCUGAGUCCCAGGGAGACCCCUUGGGGGGCUCAGAAGUCCUGGAAUGUAGCCAAAGGCACCUGGUGGCUUGAUUUUGACCCUUCAAGGGUCGUGCUAUCAAAGCAUGAGGAUAUGGAAGUUUCAGAGGUUUGAAUGGUGUAGGGCAGGUGUUUUUAUAGAAUAGAAUAUAGGUUUUAAGAUUUUGGUACAGGGGGGUCUAAUGGAGGCAAGAUGGAGGAUUCAGGCCCGACCUCGUGGCUUUUCUCCUUCUUCUUGUCAUCCAUCUUCUCUGUGAUGUGUGCAUUUUAGAUUGGUUCAUACUAAAGGUACACUGUUUAAUAAAGGUGAUGGGUAUUGGAGAAAAAUUGUAAAUAUCACAUACGCAAUUAUCAGUAUAAGAAUGUGCGACCGCCCUAAAGGGGCAGAGAGUGCUUGUGGCUGCCUUGCUGGUCAGAUCUCGGCUGGGCAGAACAAAAACCUUAGAGAUAAGCUUUAAUAAACAACCUGAAGACUGAA